Messenger RNA from Condylostylus longicornis, 6168 nucleotides. It is a transcript of the gene cora, whose product is annotated as protein 4.1 homolog. The transcript is spliced from 15 exons. Gene Ontology annotation, molecular function: structural molecule activity; actin binding. The coding region runs from base 595 to 5799 and encodes 1734 amino acids. NCBI's taxonomy places the organism in Eukaryota, Metazoa, Arthropoda, Insecta, Diptera, Dolichopodidae. The record is from RefSeq and is a predicted model, not a curated record. Gene Ontology annotation, cellular component: plasma membrane; cytoskeleton.
UAUAUUUACCUUAAAAAUAUAUUUUUGGUAUAAAUUAGAAAAAAAAAAAAAUACAUUUUUUAAAAGCGAAAAAUAAUUUACUUUUAAAAUUUAAUUGAAAUUGUGUUAAAAUUUUUAAUAAAAUUUUUGUUUUUGAUAAAACAUAAAUUAUAAAAAUAAAAAAUUAUAUUUCGGUUUCAUUAAAGAAAUUAACCAUAAAAGAAAAAAAAAAUUAAGAAGAAAAAAAAAAAGCAUAAAUUUUCUCUUGUUGUUUGCUUAUUGGAACACGACAAAAAAAAUUUUUUUGGCUUUAGUUAAAACGAAAAACAACAAAUACACAGAAAAAAAACCUUUUUAACGAGUGUAGUACAAACAUUUUUUUUUUUUUAUUAAAAUAUAAAUAACAGAAUUUCCUGUUAAAUUUAAUAUUUUAAUUAAAUAUUAAUUAAUUAAAAUCAAGUGACUAAAUUUAGAAAGUACGCCCGAUAAUAAGGAUUAAAUAUUUUCAAAUUACUUUCACAACAAUAGAAGAAGAUUAACCAAAUUUAAUUCUAUUUUAAUAACAAAAGAAAAAACUACAAAAUAACAAAAAAGAAAAAGGAAAAAUAAUACAAAAUGCCAGCGGAAACGAAAUCUCCUACAUCCGUUGGUCACCAACCAGUGACUGAAACACCAUCUAAAAAGAAAUCGGUUUCAUCAUCAUCAUCAUCUGGUAAAGCUGCAUUAGCACGUGUUACAUUAUUAGACGGUUCAAUAUUGGAUGUAACAAUUGAUAGAAAAGCUAAAGGACGUGAUCUUUUAAAUUCAAUAUGUGCUGGUUUAAAUAUAUUAGAGAAAGAUUAUUUUGGUUUAAUAUAUUCAACACCAAAUGAUCCACGUUGUUGGUUAGAUUUAGAGAGGCCAGUAGCAAAAUUCUUUAAAACAGAUCCAUGGGUGCUACAAUUUGCUGUAAAAUUUUAUCCACCAGAACCAUCACAAUUACAAGAAGAUAUAACUAGAUAUCAUUUAUGUUUACAAGUACGUAAUGAUAUACUUGAAGGUAGAUUACCAGGUUCAUUUGUUACAUAUGCCCUAUUGGGUUCAUAUUUAGUACAAUCAGAAAUGGGUGAUUGGGAUAUAAGAGAGCAUAAUGAUCGUCGUUAUCUAAGAGAUUUUAAAAUUGCUCCAGAACAAACAUCAGAAUUAUUAGAUAAAGUUAUUGAUUUACAUAAAACUCACAAGGGACAAUCACCUGCUGAAGCUGAAUUACAUUAUUUGGAAAACGCUAAGAAAUUAACAAUGUAUGGUGUUGAUUUACAUCCAGCUAAAGAUUCUGAAGGUGUUGAUAUUAUGUUAGGUGUAUGUGCGUCCGGUGUAAUUGUUUAUCGUGACAAAAUGAAAAUUAAUCGUUUUGCAUGGCCAAAAAUAUUAAAACUUUCAUAUAAACGUCAUCAUUUUUAUAUUAAAAUCCGUCCUGGUGAAUUUGAACAAUAUGAAUCAACAAUUGGUUUUAAAUUAGCAAAUCAUCGUGCUGCUAAAAAAUUAUGGAAAUCAUGCGUUGAACAUCAUACAUUUUUCCGUUUAAAAACACCAGAACCAACGAAUAAAUCAACUUUAUUCCCGCGUUUAGGUUCAAAAUUCCGUUAUUCCGGAAGAACAAUGUAUGAAGCAAGAAAAAAUCCAGUCGAUCGUCCAACACCAACAUUUGAUAGAAGUUUAUCAGGUCGAAAAUUAGCUAGCAAAAGUAUGGAUGCAUUGGCAUUACAAGAACAAGAGAAAGAACGUGAAGCUGCCAAAAAACGUCAUACAAUGAAUAAUCCACCAGAACAUAUACCAGAUUUGGAUUCACCACGUAGUAGAAGCCCACUCAAAAAGGAUAAAAAAGAAAAACUGAAGCGAGAAUCGAGCACUGGUACAGCUUCAGCUUCAUCACAGAGUUCAAUUGAAGGCGAUUAUGAUACCCAUGGGAAACAUGUUGAUGAACAUGUUCCUUCUGGAGCGGUAUCAGUCCUACCGACUGAAAAAUCUAAAAAGGAAAAAGAAAAGAAGGACAAGGAGAAAAAAGAAAAAGAGAAACCUGAAAAAAUUCUUGCUGGAGCUGUUAAUGGUAAUGAAACUGAUCCGAAUGAUUCUGGUAAAUCUGAUGAAAAAUCUCCAGGAAAAGGAUUUGGCAGAGGUGGUAUCUUCUCUUCUGGUCGAAAAUCACCAAAAGAUAAAAAAGAAAAAGAAGAAAAAGAACGACGAGAAAAAGAAGAGAAAGAACGUAAGGAACGAGAAAGAAAAGAAAAAGAACGUGAAGAAAAAGAACGAAAAGAGAAAGAACGUAAAGAAAAAGAACAAAAAGAUAAAGAAAAGAAAGAUAAAGAUAAAAAACAAAAGAUUGCGAUUGCAGUUACUGUACCAGAAAUACCAGAUGUUGAAAUACGUAAAUCAGAUAAAGAUAAAACAUUUAUUGGUGGUAAUGAAAAAGCUGGUCAUACACGACCAUAUGAAUAUAAUGAAACCGAACAAGAUUUAAGUCCAACACGUAAAAAAUAUAUUUCUGGUGGAUUCCGUUAUGAUGAAGAUCCAAGUGCUAGAAAUUCACAAAAUCAAGAUAAUGCUGAAGAUCAACAAUUAAGUCCAAAUUCACGUAAACGUAUUGGACUGGCAUUCAAUUAUGCACCAGGUGAUGAUGAUCGUCUUAAAGAACAAGCUGAUAAAUUGAAGCAUGGUCAAUUAUCACCUAGAACAAAAGAAAAAUUAGAUAAAGGUCAACUUUCACCAAAAACACGUGAAAGACUACUUAAAGAUGGCAAUUUAUCACCUAGAACAAAACAGAAAUUAAUGACACCAGUUUCACAAUUACCAGAAAAUGCUACACCAUUAAAAGAUGUUCACGGUCAAUCAUAUAAUCCAAAUAGUGGAAGACAAGGUUAUAUGUCCGGUGCUCCAGGAACAUAUAAACCAAUUGAUGAUGCUUCCACUGCAUUCCUUAAUGCAGAACGUGGUGGUGUUCUACCACCAGACGUUAAACCAGUUGUUGCUGGUGCUGUUAAACCUCCUUUAGCAGCAGCUGCAGCAUCUAAACCUAAAAAGAAGCGUGUUAAAAUUAUGGUGAUUAUUUCUAGAUUUGAUCCACAAACGAAAAGAGUUGAUACAGAAAAUGGUACAGUUGAACAUUCAACUGGUAUUUUGGAUCCGGAAACAGGUUUGAUUGAAACAAAAUAUGGUGUUGUGGAUCCUAAGAGAGGAACAUUGGAAGCAUUAAAUACAUCAACAGGUCAAAAACAAUUAUAUAAAGGUGUUCUUGACCCUAAAACUGGAAAUAUUCAUUUAACUGAAGGUGUAGCAUCACCACAAACUGGUAUUAUUGAUGAUUAUUUGGGUCAAGUGAUUGCAAUCGCUCCUCAAGAUAAUCCAAUAGUUGAGCUAACAGUUAUUACGAGUCGAAUUGAUCCAAAUACCAAGAAAGUUGACAUUGUUAACGGCGAAGUUGAACGUUCUUUAGGUGUUUUAGAUUUGGAAACCGGAAUAAUUGACACUAAAUAUGGUGAAAUAAAUCCUAAGACAGGUGAAGUUAAAACUAUUGAUCCCAAAACAAAUAAACUAGUAACGAUGAAGAAUGCUUCUGUAGAUCCAACUACCGGCCAGAUAGUAAUUUCCGGGGUCACAGAUCCUAAAUCUGGAAAACUUGAUCCAUCUAUGGGUCGGUUGGUUGAAGUUGGGCAACAAAUUGAUCCAGUUGUUGAAGUUGCUACCAUUUCUGGUAAAUUAGAUAGCAAAAAAGGUGUUAUUGAACCAAAAACAGCUCAAGUAGAAACUUCAAUUGGUCAAUUUGAACCCAAGAGCGGAAAAGUUGAUACAAAAUAUGGUCAAAUAGAUUUGGUUAAACACACAAUUACAUUUAUUGAUCCUAAAACUGGUAAAUCAACUGUUAAAGAUGUUAAAAUUGAUCCAUCCACGGGUCAAAUUGUUUUGAAAAAUCAAAUUAAUCCUAAAAAUAAUAAACCAGAUAAAGAUUAUGGAAGAAUUGUUUCUCUACGAAUUGUUCAAAAUCGUGUUGACCCUAAAACGAAUAAACCUGUCGAAAAGCCCAAAGAAGAUAAAGAUAUUAUUGUUGAUCCAAAAACAAACCAAAUAUGGAUUGCUACGGGUACCAAGGAUCCAAAUUCAAAAGAAAACUUAUAUACGUCGAGUGCUGUUGAUCCAAAAACUGGCUAUGUUAUUACGAUUUAUGGUUAUUUGGAUCCAAAAACUAACGAAAUUAAAAAACAAAUUAAAGUAGAUCCGAAUCUAAUACGCGUUGAACCAGAUAGUGGUAAAGUAUAUACAGCAACUGGUGAUGUAGACCCCAAUACCGGUGAACCCUUAUAUGCAACAACUCAAGUUGAUCCCGAUAGUGGUGAAAUUUAUACAAAAGUUGGUAAAGUUGAUCCAAAAACUGGUAGAAUAAUUUUAGUAAAAAUAUUCUUAGUUACAAAAACUGAUGAACGUGGCCGACCUCAAGAAAUUGAUCCACAAACAUGCGAUAUUGAUCCGAUAACGGGUCGUAUUAAUAAAAUAUUUAAUAAAACUGUUUAUGUAUAUAAUAUGGUUGAUCCAAUAACUGGUGAAAUUAUACAGGUUGAUCCUAAUGAUCCAAGAAUUGCUGGUGCACGUACAACUGUUACUCAAACGAUGACAUUAAGUGGUGAAAUUGAUCCAGUGACAGGACGUAUUAAAACUGAAUAUGGUCAUAUUGAUCCCAAUACUGGUGAUAUUGAUCCAGAAACAGCUGUUAAAGAUCCUGUAACUGGAAAAUUAAUAUUAAAUUAUGCUCAAAUUGAUCCAAGUCAUUUUGGUAAAGAAGUAACUGUUACAAAAGAAACUGUACCAAUAACACGUGAUCAAUUCUUUGAGGGUAUUAAACAUAUGGGUAAAAAUGCAUUAAGACGAGAUUCUGAAGGUAGUUCAGAUGAUGAUAUGACAGCACAAUAUGGUACAGAAAAUAUUAAAGAAAUGCAGUCUGGUACACCAAAAGCAUACGGUAAACAAACAACAACAACAACACCAAGUUCAAUUGUUAAUAAAUUUGCUGGUACACCAACUGUUGUUAAAACUACAACAAAACAAAUUUUAACAAAGAAUGAAGACGGUGUCACUCAUAAUGUUGAAGAAGAAGUCAGAAAUUUAGGAACUGGUGAAGUUACAAUCUCAACACAAGAGCACAAGGCCGAUCCAGCUCGUGAUGAUACUAAAGCUAGUGGUGCUUUUAUAACAGCAACAGCGGUAACAACAAGAACAGCAACAACACAUGAAGAUUUAGGUAAAAAAGCAAAAACAGAACAAUUAGAAGAAAAAACUGUUGCAACAACACGUACACGUGAUCCAUUAGAUCCAAGAAAACAGGAACAACGUGUUGUUACACAAGAAGUUAAAACGACAGCAACUGUAACAAGUGGCGGCGAUCAGUACCAAAGGCGAGAUAGCAUAUCUUCAACUAGUUCAGGUGAUUCAGGUACACCAAUUGAUGGACCAUAUGAUGGAACAAUUAUUACUUAUCAACAGACAGACACAGCAGUGCCUCAUGUUGAACAACGACGAGUUAUUUUAGGUGAAGAAACACCAAAAUAUAGUGCAACUGGUGAAAUUGUUUCAUCUCAAACAGUUAGCAGUAAAACAAGAACUGUUGAAACGAUUACAUAUAAAACCGAAAGGGACGGAAUUGUUGAAACCCGUGUCGAACAGAAAAUUACCAUUCAAUCAGAUGGUGAUCCAAUUGAUCAUGACAAAGCUUUAGCUGAAGCAAUUCAGGAGGCCACAGCUAUGAAUCCAGAUAUGACCGUCGAAAAAAUUGAAAUCCAACAACAAACACAAUAAAUUAAUUUUUAAUUGAAAUGCAGAACGUUUUAUUAUUAUUUUUCUAAGUUGUAUUUUGUUUAUUUUUUAUUUUUUUUACUAUCUUUUUAUAUAUUUUAUUUAAUUGACGAAUUGUUUUUUUGUUUACUUUUCUAUUCCUACAAAUUUUUCUUUAUUUUUUCAUUAAGUUUUCGAAUUUUUUUUUUUCGAAAUUUUGUAUACUAACUUUGAAAGUUUUAUAUUUUAUUGUAUUGCGUAUAUUAAAUAUUAAAAUAAUCAGUAAAUAUUAUCUACUUAUGUAAAAAAAAAAAAAACAAAAAUAUUAUAAAUAAAAUUACAUAAUAUAAGCUGAAAAUAAUUAUAACACAAAAAAAAAAGAAUUAAAAUUAA